Molecule: messenger RNA, 372 nt
Organism: Humulus lupulus (European hop)
Lineage: Eukaryota; Viridiplantae; Streptophyta; Magnoliopsida; Rosales; Cannabaceae
Product: putative ubiquitin-like-specific protease 1B
Exons: 4
Coding region: 1-372 (123 amino acids)
Biological process (GO): protein desumoylation
Cellular component (GO): nucleus
Molecular function (GO): deSUMOylase activity
Source: RefSeq, a predicted model, not a curated record
AUGCGAGAAGGUGCCCACCAUUGGUUUCUAGCCCAUAUCAAUAUGCAAAAUGUGACUGUCAAUUUGAUGGACUCUUUGGCAAGUGAAAUGCACAAGACCUCUCAACGCCGGGUUUGCACUGAAAUGCUUAAGACUCUGGACCAAUUAUUUGCUCUGUUGAAACCUAAAAAUUUGAAAUUUGAGAAUUUUAUUAUUACCAUGGUCAAAGAGAACUUUCCCCAAGAACAUAACGGGUUUGACUGCGGGGUGUACUCGAUGAAGUACAUGGAGUUUAUCUUUUUGGGAAAGGACCAUGUGGAUGAGUUUGACCAAGAGGAUGCACAAUUAGAGUUAGCUACUAGGAUAACUAGUAAUGCAAGUAAUGAGUAUUAG